GGAGAACCGUAGAGAGAAAGAGAGAGAGAGAGAGAGAGAGAGAGAGAGAGAUCUGCUGGGAUUUUAUAAAGCUAUAUUUAUAGAGCGCAAAUAGAGGCUGUCUUCAAUAAACAUGCUGAUCAAGGAGUUCCGAGUGAUCCUGCCGAUUUCCGUGGAGGAGUACCAGGUGGGCCAGCUGUACUCCGUGGCCGAGGCGAGUAAAAACGAGACGGGGGGCGGAGAGGGAGUGGAGGUGCUGAAGAACGAGCCCUAUGAGAAUAAUGGGGAGAAAGGACAGUACACACACAAGAUCUACCAUCUGCAGAGCAAAGUCCCGGCGACCGUGCGAAUGCUGGCUCCAGCGGGGGCGCUAAAUAUCCACGAGAAGGCCUGGAAUGCAUACCCCUACUGCAGGACCAUUAUCACGAACGAAUACAUGAAGGAUGACUUUCUGAUUAAAAUCGAAACCUGGCACAAACCAGACCUCGGAAAGCAGGAAAACGUCCACGGGCUGGACCCAGACACCUGGAAAAACGUGGAGGUGGUCUACAUUGACAUUGCAGAUCGAUCCCUGGUGCACCAGAGGGAUUACAAACCUGACGAAGACCCGUCAAAAUUCAAGUCUGCGAAAACGGGCCGAGGUCCGCUGGGCCCUGAUUGGAAGAAAGAGCUCUCCCAGAAGACAGACUGCCCCCACAUGUGCGCCUACAAACUGGUGACAAUCAAGUUCAAGUGGUGGGGUCUCCAGAACAAAGUGGAGAACUUCAUACAGAAGCAAGAGAGACGUCUCUUCACGAAUUUCCACCGGCAGCUUUUCUGCUGGAUCGACAAGUGGGUCGAGCUGACCAUGGAGGACAUUCGCCGCAUGGAAGACGAGACCAAGAAAGAGCUGGACGAGAUGAGAGUGAAGGAUCCAGUAAAAGGAAUGACUGCGACAGAAGACUGAGGCCAGGGGCUCUCUGCACUAUCUGUAUAAAGACCUCAUCCAGAACACCAGCGUUGUCGCCCUAUCGAUUUUUUUAUUUUUCAAAACGGCACAACUUGUGGGUGACCUCUCUCUCUCUCUCUCUCCACAGUGUGGCAACAGUAAUUUCAAAAUCUACAACCCAACACACUGACUGCUCUAUUGUGGGGACCAGAUAGAGAGCGGCUUAAAAAAAUAUAUAAGCACUGCAUUUUAGCAAUAUAUUAUAUAUAUAUAUAUAUA
Molecule: messenger RNA, 1186 nt
Organism: Polyodon spathula (Mississippi paddlefish)
Lineage: Eukaryota; Metazoa; Chordata; Actinopteri; Acipenseriformes; Polyodontidae
Gene: pitpnab
Product: phosphatidylinositol transfer protein, alpha b
Exons: 12
Coding region: 113-925 (270 amino acids)
Biological process (GO): phospholipid transport
Cellular component (GO): cytoplasm
Molecular function (GO): phosphatidylinositol transfer activity; phosphatidylcholine binding; phosphatidylcholine intramembrane carrier activity
Source: RefSeq, a predicted model, not a curated record